GGCAAUCUGGGCUGAAAGCGGUUAAAAAUUAAGUCUUUUAAGACAGCCUCCUCAGACUGUAAGCUUGUUUUGUAUGAAGGAACAACGAAGAAUAUAAUAACAUGGCAGCUGCAGCAUUAUGGAUUUACACUUUUGUGCUUUUAAGUGACUUAAUCGAUGGACAGAUGACAACAGAAGUGACAACAGCUGCUGGAAAAUAUCCAGAAAAUGAGACAUCUACGACACCUCUAAAAUCAAUAACUAUAUCACCAAUCAUCACAGCUACUUCAGAAAUAACAAACACCGUGACACAAACAGCUACUGACACAUCCACUCAAACUUUAACAGGUAAAUCCACAACAUCAACAACGGCUGUCAAUUCCACAACAACAGAAACCGAUGAUCCAACAACAUCUACAACUCCAGCUGUCAGUUCCACAACAAUACCACUUUUGCCUACAGCGCCUGCCUUGAAAUCAACGACAGGAACAAUCAGUACAGCAGAGGCAACGUCUACAGGAAGCACCGAUAAGACAUCAACAACUCAAUCUACAACUACAGCCGAAACACCAACAAUUACCUCAACGUCAUCGGUAAUCAGUGUUCCAACAACAUCUACAACUCCAGCUGUCAAUUCCACAACAAUACCACUUUUGCCUACAGCACCUGCCUUGAAAUCAACGACAGGAACAAUCAGUACAGCAGAGGCAACGUCUACAGGAAUCACCGAUAAGACAUCAACAACUGAAUCUACAACUACAGCCGAAACAUCAACAAUUCCCUCAACGUCAUCGGUAAACAUUGAUCCACCAACAUCUACAACUCCAGCUGUCAGUUCCACAACAAUACCACUUUUGCCUACAGCGCCUGCCUUGAAAUCAACGACAGGAACAAUCAGUACAGCAGAGGCAACGUCUACAGGAAUCACCGAUAAGACAUCAACAACUGAAUCUACAACUACAGCCGAAACAUCAACAAUUACCUCAACGUCAUCGGUAAUCAUGCCUACAGCGCCUGCCUUGAAAUCAACGACAGGAACAAUCAGUACAGCAGAGGCAACGUCUACAGGAAUCACCGAUAAGACAUCAACAACUGAAUCUACAACUACAGCCGAAACAUCAACAAUUACCUCAACGUCAUCGGUUAUCAUUGAUCCACCAACAUCUACAACUCCAGCUGUCAGUUCCACAACAAUACCACUUUUGCCUACAGCCUCUGCCUUGAAAUCAACGACAGGAACAAUCAGUACAGCAGAGGCAACGUCUACAGGAAUCACCGAUAAGACAUCAACAACUGAAUCUACAACUACAGCCGAAACACCAACAAUUACCUCAACGUCAUCGGUAAACAUGCCUACAGCACCUGCCUUGAAAUCAACGACAGGAACAAUCAGUACAGCAGAGGCAACGUCUACAGGAAUCACCGAUAAGACAUCAACAACUGAAUCUACAACUACAGCCGAAACAUCAACAAUUCCCUCAACGUCAUCGGUAAACAUUGAUCCACCAACAUCUACAACUCCAGCUGUCAGUUCCACAACAAUACCACUUUUGCCUACAGCCUCUGCCUUGAAAUCAACGACAGGAACAAUCAGUACAGCAGAGGCAACGUCUACAGGAAGCACUGAUAAGACAUCAACAACUGAAUCUACAACUACAGCCGAAACAUCAACAAUUACCUCAACGUCAUCGGUAAACAUCAUCGAUGAAUGUGCAAACAAUACACAUUCAUGUGAGCAAAUCUGUACCAACACAAAUGGAAGCUACAUCUGCAACUGUAGAAAUGGUUUCACUGUCAACCAAGCCAACAACACCCUUUGUGAUGACAUUGAUGAAUGUGCAAGAAACACACAUAAUUGUCAACAACUCUGCAUCAACACAGUUGGAAGCUACGUGUGCAGAUGUUUUCCUGGCUUCACAGUAGUCAACAACUAUUGUACUGAUGUCAAUGAAUGUGCAACAAACACAUCAAACUGUGAUCAAGCCUGCAUCAACACAUACGGAAGCUUCAUGUGCUCAUGUAAUCCUGGCUUCAGCAAUGACUUGACCAAUCCUUCGCUUUGCGAUGUACAACGUAAAAUUAUCCUAUGGGUAACUGUCACAAGCGAGCAUCUGGAUUUGGCUGAUGAACAAAUCAGGAAGAAGGUUUUCCUAGAUCUCCAAGAACAGGCUAUGUUGUUUGCUAAUUAUCUUCACAGCAUAUACCAAACCCAAACAUUUCUGGAACUGAACUGAUGGCAAAGAGAAGUUGUGCCCAGGAGAUCUAAGUAUACAGACGGAAACAGAACAAACAGAAUAUGUUGAAUGACAUUUUGUAAUAUGUUGAAUGGCAUAACUGUGUAAUGUGUACAUAAUUCUAUGAUAGUAAUAGCAUGCAAGAGGAAAAAUUCAACCUUUCUUGCUAGCAGGGAACAACUGGAUGGACAUUGGCUGUUGGUUGUACUUCCCUCCACACAAUGAAGGCAACAGAGCUGAACGUGUGAGGGAAGCAUAGGAUUAGAUUUGAUUGAUUAGCUGCAUUUGCCACAUGUACAUCAAAACAUACAGUGCAUGGCGCCAUUUGCAUCAACAGCCAACACAAUCCAAGGAUGUACCGGGGCAACCAUAUGUGUUGUUACACUUCCCGCGCCAACAUCGUAUGCCCAGUACUUGGUAACCCUAGCCCUUACGCCUUUGGAACGUGGAAGGAAACUCAUGCAGUCAUGGGGAAAAUAUUCAAACUUCUUACAGACAGCAACGGAAUUGAACCCCAGUAAAGCAUUAGGAUAACCGCUACAUUCCCAUGUCACCUGAAUACAAGAGCUGACUGCAUCCUGUUGGAAUCACCAAAGAGUAAUUUCUCCAAUGUAUAUUCUGCCUGAUAAUGCUUGGGAAUGAGAAUAUAAAUAUCAUUCUCUGCUUCAUCUUGUUAUUUUAUAAUUACUGUUGUUUAUCAUUUACAUUUUCUAUAAUAUUAUAUUUGAAGCAAAAUUGUAUUUACUGUAUAUUCUGAACAUAAGAAUGUAUCGUGAUUUUAGCAAAAAUAAUGGGCCUAGAAAUAUAGUUCUGUCAGAAUUUGGAGUGAAUUUGAGUCACAUGCACUGAUUGAUAUCUUCGUGUGCAAUGCAACCAGUACUAAUGGCAAAUAAACUCUUCUCAGGCUUCCAGCCGGGUAUAAGUAUCAAUUAUAACCAAAAUUUUGAUGACAAACUCUGCCAUCUUCAUCAGGGAAGAUGCCACAGCAUGUCUAGUCCAGUGGCAUGUAUACACCCAUAGUAUAACAGACUAUACGUGCCCUGAUGAAGAUAGUAGAGUUUGUCAUCGAAACGUCGAUUACAAUCGAUACCUGUACCCGGCUGAGAACCCAAGAAGAGUUUAAUUGUCAUAUACCCCUGGAAAGCACUAGAUCCUCUUGCAGUACCAAUGCGAUCAAUUGGCAAUGUUAGUGAUAAGAUGACUAGUAAAAAAUUCUUAGGUAUGGCAUUUUAGGUUUUGAUUCCAAGCAUGGUUAAGACAGACAUUCCUUCCCGAGGAACAUCAGGUGGUUUCACUAACCCCACUGUCAGUAAGAGUAAGUGGGCAUUUGGAAGACUUCAGCAUUAUUUGGAUACCAGGUGCAUUGUUUUGGUACUCAGUCAGUGUAGAGCCAGCACGUCAUAUUCACACUUGCCAUCUGGCUGAUUGGGAUGAUCAGAGUGUACAGAACAUUUGUGUAUAUCAUGCACUGUACCAGGAAGCAGGGUCACUGUGCAGUAGGGAGUUGAGAGCAGGUGAUCAGUUAUUUCUGUAUUACAGCUGAUUGUGUUUGGCAAGAGGUGGCUGUCGAAACAAGAUUGUACUGUGGCUUUGAGAGGUUGAAUUAUGUUAAUAACACUGUUGCUUCAAGACAAAUGUCAAUGGCAGAACUAAAAAUUAACAAUGCAUAUUACACUUUCCAAUAUUUACAUUAAUUGCUUGUGAUUUGGAAUAAGAUUAUUUCUGUCAAAAAUAUACUUUGUUGAUAAACUAUACAAUAACAGAAUUGGAACAUGUCAUUAUCUUCAUUCACGGUACCGUAUAAUUCAAUACAUUCAUUCUCAAUCUGUCAAUGUCACUAAUCUUUCAUCCUCAAACCUUGUGUCAGUGAAUUAUUGAGAGGCUAUGAAGAGG
Molecule: messenger RNA, 4106 nt
Organism: Mobula hypostoma (lesser devil ray)
Lineage: Eukaryota; Metazoa; Chordata; Chondrichthyes; Myliobatiformes; Myliobatidae
Product: mucin-2-like
Exons: 19
Coding region: 102-2213 (703 amino acids)
Molecular function (GO): calcium ion binding
Source: RefSeq, a predicted model, not a curated record